AAAAUUUUAACAAUAUUCUAUUUCUAGUGUAAAAAAAAACAACCAUGAACAAGAAUCAGUUGAAAUACGAUGCCGCUGAGGACUACCCCAAUUUCACGGGGCACAAAAGUCUGUUGGCUAAGUACCUCACCUUAGACAUGUACAAAAAGCUGAGGGAUGUUACAACAUCAAGUGGAUAUACUAUCGACAAAGCUAUCCAGAAUGGAGUCGACAACUCCGAUUUCCAUCUUGGUCUUCUGGCCGGUGACGAGGAGACUUAUUCUGUCUUUGGUGAUCUCUUUGAUCCCGUAAUUGAGGAAUACCACAACGGAUUCAAGAAAACGGACAACCAUAUUACCGACUUGGACCCCAGCAAGCUGACCGGACCAGAUGAACUCGACCCUAAAUACGUUAUCAGCUCCCGUAUCCGUACUGGUCGUAACAUCCAGGGUUACUGUCUCUCUCCAUUCGUCUGCCGAUCCGAACGACGAAGGAUCGAGAAGACCGUUGUCGAUGCUCUUAAUGCUCUGGGGGGCGAGUUCAAAGGAAAGUACUAUUCCCUACUGACCUUGAAUGAGAAGGACCAGCAGCAGCUUAUUGAUGACCACUUCCUCUUCGACAGACCAGUAUCUCGGCACUUCACCAGCGGCGGCAUGGCCCGAGACUUUCCUGAUGGUCGUGGAAUCUGGCACAAUGAUGUCAAGAAUUUCCUUGUCUGGAUCAACGAGGAAGACCACACGAGAAUCAUCUCCAUGGAGAUGGGUGGUAACAUGAAGAGGGUUUUCAAGCGUUUCUGCACUGGCCUAACCGAAGUCGAGAAACACAUCAAAUCGAAGGGCACAGGCUUUAUGUGGAACAAGCACUUGGGCUUCAUCUUGACCUGCCCAUCCAACUUGGGUACAGGUGUACGAUGCAGUGUUCACGUGAAGGUACCAUGUCUGGCAAAAGACAGCCGAUUCGAAUCCAUCUGUACAAAGAUGAGGUUGCAGAAACGUGGAACAAGCGGAGAAUUCACAGAGUCUGUUGGAGGCGUGUACGAUAUUUCCAACCUGGAUCGUCUGGGUAGCUCAGAGGUACAGCAAGUACAAUGUGUCAUUAACGGCGUCCAGACGAUUAUCGACAUGGAGAAGAAAUUGGAGAAGGGAGAAUCUAUUGAUGACCUCAUCCCCAAGUAAACGUUUCAUGGCGACAGACGCUCGCGUCUACCAGAGUACUUAUGUGACGUAACCUCCACCUAUAUUUUACGUUAAUGAUGUUGAACAUUGUAUCUAUGAAAUAUGAAAUGUUUAAAUUUUUCACUGCAAACCAACUUCACAAGACAGAAUCACGGAUGUAAAUGAUGUUUAAUAUAAUUUGAGAUAAUUCAAUAAAAUAUUAUAAAACAGAGCAGCGGAUUUGCCCGACGUGGAAAGUGGGGGUGGUCGGGCAACGCUCAAAAUCUUUGGAAAGUGGUCCAGGGGCGAAACCUCUGAAAAGAAUAUGAAAAUUUAGGGGAUUCAAAGACUAUUUUAAUCGAUUUUAGAGAUUACUACUGGUAAUUUGUAGAAAACACAAUCAAUAUUUUUCCCCUCGACAAAUUGUGAAUUUUUUCUCACCGAAGGGGCCCUGAUUUGAAACAGAAAAUUGAAGCACAACCACAAGGACCCCCAUGGACUGAAAAACAAGAAUUUCUAUAAAGGUAUCUAGAGCAGUCGUGUAAAUUUGACAAAAUCUUUUCGAGGUUUAAAAAAAAAAUUAAUAUGUAUGAUUGAAGUGUAGUGUGCGUGUGUGUGCAAUAUUAAUCACAAUUAUUGUAAUGUCCAUACAUAAUAUGGGAGGGACUACUCUGAUAGCAUUGUGCCCCGAAUCAGUGUAAUUAAACGCCGAUUGAUCCGUGCAAACAAUUGUGUGACAAAAGUUGCGAAUAAUGAUAUACCUCCGCAUGAAGCGUAGGCUACAUAAUAAUCUCAUGUUGAUGAUAGUAUGUCCAAAGAAGGAGGUACAAUCAAAGAAUGUUGGCACAAUCUAAAUACUGUGUUGGUAGGAGACGUAAUGCACUCUCCUCAUCCAGCCUACUGGAUUCUUUUUUUGUUACAUGUUACCACUGUAGAGUCAGCAAUAAAACACUAGUCUUAGAA
Messenger RNA from Anneissia japonica, 2096 nucleotides. RefSeq names its product arginine kinase-like. Gene Ontology annotation, cellular component: mitochondrion. Bases 45 to 1154 code for a protein of 369 amino acids. The transcript is spliced from 7 exons. Gene Ontology annotation, molecular function: creatine kinase activity. Gene Ontology annotation, biological process: phosphocreatine biosynthetic process. Lineage: Eukaryota; Metazoa; Echinodermata; Crinoidea; Comatulida; Comatulidae. The record is from RefSeq and is a predicted model, not a curated record.